CAGACAAGCUUGUUCUCCGCAGUUCCAGGAUUUCACUUAGCUCUCUGGGAGCAACCCGAUACAUUUCCCUUCUUUUAUUCCCUGCCCUGGGAAGCCCCGGUGCUGCCGCUGAGAUGUGCAAGAUGUCUUUCAAGAAGGAAACACCUCUUGCCAAUGCUGCUUUCUGGGCUGCUCGGAAAGGAAACCUGCCUCUCCUUCAGCUGUUGUUAAACAGUGGACGAGUCGAUGUGGACUGCAGAGACAGUACUGGGGCUACAGCGUUAAUGGUGGCUUCCUACGCAGGACAUAUUGACUGUGUUCGUGAAUUGGUCUUACAAGGAGCUGAUAUUAAUUUACAAAGGGAGUCUGGAGCUACUGCUCUGUUUUUUGCUUCUCAGCAAGGUCACAAUGAUAUAGUGAAAUUCCUCUUUGAAUUUGGAGCAUCUACAGAAUUCACCACCAAAGAUGGAGGAUCCGCUUUGUUGGCCGCCAGUCAGUAUGGACAUCACCGUGUGGUAGAAACACUUCUGAAGAAUGGAGCCAACAUUCAUGAGCAACUUUCGGAUGGGGCCACUCCAUUGUUUAUCGCUGCACAAGGAGGCUACGUGGAUGUAGUUCGAUUAUUGCUUACCUCUGGUGCAAAGGCGAACCAGCCAAGGCAGGAUGGCACCACUGCCCUGUGGAUAGCGGCUCAGCUGGGGCACAGCGACGUGGUGAGAGUUCUGUUACUGAGAGGAGCUGAACGGGAUACUGCCAGGACCGAUGGUACUACAGCUUUAUUUAAAGCAGCAGCUAAGGGAUUCCAUGAAGUUAUAGAAGAAUUGCUUAAAUUCUCCCCAACUCUUGGUAUUUUAAAGAAUGGCUCUUCCGCUCUCCAUGCUGCUGUUCUUAGUGGAAAUGGAAGAUCAGUGUCCCUUCUUUUAGAUGCAGGAGCAAACCCAGUGCUUAGAAAUAAGGCUAAUGAACUACCAGCAGAUCUUUCAAAAAACGAACGAAUAUUGAGUCUUCUGCAAGCAAAAGAAAACUUUCCUCUUCAAUAAUAUGUUCUUGGCCUAUUAUUUUCUCUGAAAACAAUGUAUUGUACCUUGAUAUUCUGCUGCAAGUCUGAUGUCUCAUCUGCUCAGCCUAUUGUGAUACACACUUGAAAUAUCUAGAUAUAAAACCCUCAUCGUCUUCAUUACUGAGCCAUUUAAAAAAUGAUUUUAAACCUUAAUCUGACUCUGUAACUAGAGGGCAUUAUUCACCUAAUCACCCCCCCCCCCCCCUCUUCAGCAUGCGCCUCAUUAGAUUCAGGAUCUUUCUAUGCAAGGAACACAACAGCAAUGGUUUUAGGUAAGGGACAAUACCAUCAUAAGUACUUUGACUCUUUGCUAUAAUUUGGUGCUGUAUGAUAAUGGGUUAACCCAUUGAUAAAACUGUAAAUAUACCAUUCCAGCAAAUCAUUGUCAAUAUGAGAUUAAAAUGUAAUUUCAUAAACACUCAA
Molecule: messenger RNA, 1462 nt
Organism: Spea bombifrons (plains spadefoot toad)
Lineage: Eukaryota; Metazoa; Chordata; Amphibia; Anura; Pelobatidae
Gene: ANKRD29
Product: ankyrin repeat domain 29
Exons: 11
Coding region: 114-1019 (301 amino acids)
Biological process (GO): RNA processing
Molecular function (GO): protein binding; RNA nuclease activity; RNA binding
Source: RefSeq, a predicted model, not a curated record